Molecule: messenger RNA, 750 nt
Organism: Fraxinus pennsylvanica
Lineage: Eukaryota; Viridiplantae; Streptophyta; Magnoliopsida; Lamiales; Oleaceae
Source: the annotation of a GenBank genome assembly
AUGGAGGCCAAGGGAGAAAUUAAUCAGAGAGAAACAAGGAUGAAAAGAAAAGAGAUGCUGGAAAAGAAGAAAUCAGUUCAUGAAAUAAUGAAAACGGCUGCUUCGGAAAAAGACUGUCUCUCUCACUUCCCGCAUUUUCGCCAUUAUCAACGGAAUGGCUUGUGCAUACACUUAGAGUCUGGACGUGGAGAUAAGCUAUCAUCCGAUACAAAAAAAUGCAUUCUAAACCUUCUUAAGUUAAAUAUGGAGGCUCCUUAUGGACCCGAGUGGCCAGCAGAGGAGAAGGUGAAACGGAGGGAAAUGGUAGCUUCAGAAGCUCGCUAUAUAUUUGUGCAUGAAAUUCCAAAUGAAGAUGCUAUCAAAGAGUCUGAGUCAGUGGACAAGGAAAGGAAAUUUACUUGUUACCCAAUUGUUGGUUUUGUACAUUACAGAUUCAUCCUAGAGGAAGAAAUACCUGUUCUUUAUGUUUACGAGUUACAACUUGAACCUCACGUUCAAGGAAAGGGGUUAGGGAAAUUCUUAAUGCAAUUAAUCGAGUUUAUUGCUUGCAAGAAUAGAAUGGGAGCCGUGGUGCUAACUGUUCAAAAAGCAAAUUUGUUAGCUAUGGACUUUUACUUGCAUAAACUAAAGUACACUGUAUCUGCAAUUUCACCAUCAAGGGUUGAUCCGUUGUUAGGACUAGAGAAGAGCUAUGAGAUUCUUUGUAAAGCAUUUGACCAUGAAGCUCAAGUAGUGUUGGAGGCAUCCUAA